AUAAGGUUCAAUAAGAAAACAAUAUGUACGAAAAGAUAUUUGUUUUAUUUUUGGUUCUUCAUUAUACACGAUCAGCUCUUAUAGAGUUGAGCUGUUCUGAUAUCAACACAUUCAUUAGCGGUCAAAAUGCAGUCAGAGAACUCGUUGCUGAAGGGAAAGUAGAAGGUCUACCACCGGCAGCUGAAAUGAACUCUGUGGUUUGGGAUGAAGAAUUGGCAGCAAAGGCAGAAAAAUGGGCAGCUUCCUACCCGAAAUCAGUCGACCCAGACCAAACGAUUCCCUCUCAUAGAUUUUCCGUCAGUCAAUCUAUAUCGGUUUUCCUUAGCAAUGAUCUCAAUUUUCAAAUGGAUACCGAAAAAUUACAAAUAAUGUGGUUCAAUGAGCAUGAGAACUAUACCUAUGGACCGUUUACACAGGAAACUAUUUCUCCAUCCCAUCCGCCUGUCGGACAUUUUACUCAGAUGAUUUGGUCAGAUUCUGUAUACCUAGGAUGCGCUAUGUCCGAAAAUAUUGAAGAUAAAUUAAAAAAGAUUUACAUUGUAUGUGAAUAUGGCCCGAGUGCUAAUGUUUUAGGCCAACUGCCGUACAAAGCCGGUAAGGCCAGCAAUAAGCUGAUAUGUGCAACUGAUGAAAAUCGAUGUGAAAAUCCAACUGCAAAGAAAUGUUACGAAUAGUAAAACAAAAUGAUAACAUUAUAUAAUGCAAUAAGUAUAUUUUUUUCUGUCAAAACUUCAAUAAACAAAUACACACAACUUCAAUGAAAAUAUUGUAGUUUUUAAUGACGACCUUCUUUUAAUUUUAAUUUUUAAUGCAGUAACAAAUUACACAUAAAAUGCAUGAUAAAUAAUAUCAUUUAAUAUUCAUAUAAUGUAGUUUAUUUUAUAAAAUAAGAACCUAU
Molecule: messenger RNA, 898 nt
Organism: Danaus plexippus (monarch butterfly)
Lineage: Eukaryota; Metazoa; Arthropoda; Insecta; Lepidoptera; Nymphalidae
Product: venom allergen 5-like
Exons: 6
Coding region: 24-674 (216 amino acids)
Cellular component (GO): extracellular region
Source: RefSeq, a predicted model, not a curated record